CGUAAAUGGGAUAGCUACUCUUAGAGUUCCUUAACAUUAAGAUGACAGCGUUAGGUCUAGCCUUGAGAAACCCCGCUUGAUAUAAAUACGUGAUGGCGUUUAGGUCUCUGACAGAAAGCUUCACGUUUAUGAGAAAUAAUGCAUUCCAAAACAGAAGUUUCUAUCGUGACGAUAAAUCUGAUCAAGAAUCAUUGGUAUCCAAAUCUAAAAAUAAAGCUCCUGUCAAUAACUCUACUAAAAAGUUACGUAAUGAAUGGCAAACCACAGUCAAUUCACUUCAAUAUACGUUCUGCAUGAUACGACAAAAAAUGAAAGAAGUUAUUGCUCUUCAUGAUAGACAUCUCAUGGCUUCGAAUUUGGAUGACAACUUAGAUGAAGAUCAGGAAAUAGAGUUUCAAACUAAAGAGCUUACUCAGUUGUUUAAUCUAUCACAUAGCCAACUUGGCCAGUUAUCCAAAUUGAAACGUUCCUCAGCUAUGUGGCAACAAUCGCAAGAAGCCAAGUUGGCAGAAAACGUUGUUUGUAAUCUGGCGCGAACUCUUCAAGAUCUCUCAGUAGUAUUUCGAAAGGCACAAUCAGAAUAUCUAAACAAACUUCGAUCCAGAGAUGAACGAAUACGUAGUUACUUAAAUAUAGAUUUAAAUAUAGGAGAUACAUCAUCAACAUCAAACAACCUGGUAAAUGAGUUUGAAGAUGGUGAUUAUGCUGUUUGGGAAUCACAAAAACAAAGACGGAGUUUAUUACUUACAGAAAAUACAAACAUGGUUGUACAACGUGAACAAGAAAUUCAUCAGAUUGUUCAGUCUAUUCAUGAAUUGAAUGAGAUUUUUCGCGAUGUUGCACAAAUGGUUGUGGAUCAAGUAAGCACUUUAAACAUUUUCGGAUCAACUUACUAUCUAGCUCAAAACACGUAGACUAAAUUUACAUUAGUUAAGUCUUUAUGAUUUUUGUUUUAAAAAAUGGGAACAAAAUGUUUAAAAGCAAGCAAACAAAAGUCUUAGAUGGUGUUUUAUAGCAAAACACAUCAUGAGAUGUGACACUACUUAUGGAAACUUCUAAAGCAGAUUAAUGAUUAGCGUCUUCCAAUCUUCCACAUGAUCAUGGUAUUGUUUUCAUCAGAAUAAACCUAUUAAAGGUUGAGUGAUAUCUGCCUUGUUUUUGAAGAAUAUAUAAAUAUAUUCAGUAAAAAUAUUUUUAGGUUAUAUUCGGUAUGAUAAAUACGAAGAUCGUUAAGUACGGUUAGCGAAGAAACAAAUCGGUUCAAUAUGAUCAAACGAUUAGCAAUUGUGCCAACCAAUAAGAUCCAAACAAGAAAAUUUGGUAUUAAAAAAGGACUACUUGUAAGUAGUAUGGUUAGAUGAAAUGAAAUUCACUUGCGAUGACAUUUUCUGACUUGCUCUUCUAUGUAUUUGAAAGCAUCAUAAAUAAAAUAAGAUCUUGUUAGGUAUUGUAGAAUUGGUGAAACAAAAAAAUUCUUACAAAUAUGAUGGUAUUAUAUCAGAAGUAUGAACUUUUCCUCUCGAAAUUAUAUUUUGUUAUGCUUGUUCAUUGACAGUUAAUUUCCUGUUUGAUGUUAGAGUUUCUUUCUAAACUGCUUACUAAACAGAUUAAGAACCAAUUUAAACUAUCCAAAGCCUUCUAAAAAUAUAUAAUAAUCAAAUCAAUUGUACUUAUGACACAUCAUAAUUGUCUCUCGUAAAUUAAACAAUCUAAUGUGCUUAAAAUGUUUCUCAGUUUCAGAAAUUCCAAGUUUGAAAAUUAAUAAUCCAAGGUUAUUGCACUGGUGAAUGAUCCGACUCGGGUUAGGAAAACCUUUCAAGAGUAUUCGUAUUUCUCACAAAAUGUAAUAGAAGGGUUUCAAUCCCAAUGGUGACCCAAUAAUAAUAACAUUUACGCUUUUUAACCAUCCGUAUAGAUGGUAUCCUUUGAAAAAAUCUCCCCCAGUGGUUAAGUCGUACUUCACGAGAGACCUCAUAAAUAUUCUUAGUUAUCCCCUAAGUCACAUCAAGUACCUUUAAGUAGCGAUUGACAUUACCUAUACAAUCUGCAUCAUGACAGGAGCCUCGUGUAAUUUGAUUUCCAUAUCAUGUCAUGCUCACCAUGUUGUUGCACAGCAAAUAUGUUUAUUACGUAGUUUGGUUCGUGACUAAUAGAAGAAUCCAAGACUGGUUGAAAUCCGAACAAACUUAUCAACGGAGGGAUAAUUCCAAAUCCUUCCUGCCAAUGAUAUAGAUUUAUGUAUUAAUUUCUAGCACCUUAAGAAGUAUUAAAAAAACUUUACUUAGCUUUCAACAAGGUAAUAGUUAUUCGUCAUCGGGUCUCAAAUUUUAUUAAAAAUCUCAAGAUCGACCAUCUUCAAUAUGAUUGGUCCGUCCGUAAAUUGUAGUUCUACAGAAAGGAAGUUCCGGACGAACCAAAGUUUGUCAUAAAAUAGUUACUAAUCCUAAGUACCGUAAAACGAUAUUAUUGUAUGAACGUUACAACUUAUCACUUCAUACUACUAAACAUUGCAAGACUAGAGUAGUAAGUUCUCAUGCUUUUUAUAGAUCUCGUAUAAAAAUGAGCGUUCAUUAAAUGCAACGACGUUUGCCACUUUGAUCAAAUGAGCAGAAAAAGACAAAAACUAGGUUCCAAGUACAUCCAGCUGACGUGUCCCAAGUAUGACGAGAACUGCGUGAACUGUUUGCAGUUAAUUAAAGUAUACGAUCUAUAAAUUAAAUAUUUUGAAAACAAUCCUUAGGUUUAUAUUAAAUUAUGUGUAAGCUGCGUCAUAACAUGUUACACUUAAUGUAUUUGGAUGAUAUGAUACAUUUUUCUAGGGGACAUUAGUGGAUCGUAUCGAUUAUAAUGUGGAACAUACUCAAAUUCGAGUUGAAGAGGGUUUGAAGCACUUGACAAAAGCUCAAAGUCACCAAUCGAAGGAUCGUAAAAUGAUUGUUAUCCUUGUAUUGGCUGGAUUGGUCAUUAUAUUCGGUGUUCUACUGAUUGUUACCAAAUUUCGAUAAUUCACCACAGAGAUUGUUCUGACCACUUUUGAAAUGACCGCCAUCUUUACUGCAUUAUUCUAAAUUAUUAUUUAACAUGAAUAAAUAUGUGAUAAAAGGUUGUCUUGUUAAGUCAUUCGUCUUUCAUACUUGGUUCUGAACAAAUUUUUCAAAUGUGUUCAUAUACUACUAAACCAACUUGGUAUUAAUAGCAUCAAUUUAGAAUAACUUGAAUUAAGGUGUUGUUAAUAGUUCUUCAUUUAUAACUUUGUGUCUAGGAAAUGUUUGUGUUGUUUCAACAUCUUUUUUUUUGUAAAUAUGUAAUACUCUUGUGUUAUUUAAUUAUGAAACUGACUUGAACCCUUUCUAUCAAUUUUACAUAAUCCUUUUCUUGUGUCUUACCACUUUGAGUAAAGCAUUAAAAUACAUUCCUUCAUCAUUGUUUCUCAUGUUGUUUGUUUCCCGACGCUUACUGUUAUACUUGUGAUAAUGAAUGAUUGUUUUAACUUUUCGUAUUAUUUCUUUUUCAUGAGAUUUUUCGUCUGUUUUCAUAUUUUUAUUCAUUUAUACGCUAAUGAUUAAGCUUAUAUUGAAACUUUACAUAAUGUAAAUAUAUCAGAAUAUAUGUAUAUGAAACAGAAUUAUAUGAUUUAUUUUCUCUACAGCUGUUUGAAAACAAAUUUUCGCUCAAAUCAUGCUACAUAUUAAUUCAUCUACAGUAUUUAGUGAACUGAAUACAAUAGAAGUACUUUAUAUUUACGCAAUAAGUCGAAGCGAGGUAACCAGAAAUGAAAAAUUCCGAUACAGCUCUAUCCGGCGGUGAUACAAUGUUAAAUCCAUGAGGUUUUCAUAAGGACACUAUAGGUGUACUUGAAAAUCAAUCACUAAGAAUAGGAUUUCUAAAGGCACCCUAUAGAAUUCAAAUGUACGUGUGAAAUUUGAAGAAUUUAAAAUUAUUCUUAAAAGUCCCGUUUUCAUUUAUUCUAAUUGAAUAUUGCACUUCCCAACCGUCGAUAUAAUUACUGUUUCAUUCGCGAUCUUGUAUUUAGUAUGGUAGAACCGAAAGUAUCUAAGUCAUUCUAGUAGUGUUCAUGUACAUCAUUAUACUUUAUGAGAAAUUAUUUAGGCAAAUACUGUAGCCUAAUUCAUUCAUAUUGAAGCGUGAAUCUUUUACAAAUGAAUAAUAUACUUAUCACAAAUAAGAUUUAUGAUUGUAUUGUUUUGUUUCAUUAUAUUCUAAACCGAAGUUAUUGUGUCAUAGUCGGAGAUAUUACAUAAAUCGAAGAAGGCAAAGGUAAUAUUGGAAUAUGUACCUCAAAUAUUUGAAAAUUAAGUCCUUAAAUCAAUACAACUAUAGUGUUGAUCCAUUUGAACUAGUUAACAGGCAGUGUUUGUACGUGAAAUCAUCGAAAUUUUAUAUAAACUUUUAUGUAUUUUAAUAAAAAAUAAGCGACUGUAAAAGCUCAAAGUCAUGACCUAAUAAUUAGGGGGAAUAUCUAUGUGGUUAAUUAGAACGUUUAUCUAAAAUAGAAAUGGCAUAUUCGAACGAGAAGAAACAUGAGUUUUCGGAAUUUGAUAACUAAAUAUGAUGUGCUUCCUCAAAGGAUGACUAACUCUCCUAAGUUAACAAAAUAUCAAUAAAACAAGGAACAAGUGAGAUCAACCACUUACUACUUACAAACAAGCCUGGUCAUAUCACUGUUAGGUCAUUCAGCUUGGAUGUGACCUUAUAUUAAACGUCCUACUAUGUACUCGUGUAUGAAUAGGUAUGAUUAUUAGACUGUGACUCAGUGAACUAUUUCGUGUUUUCUCAGUGUGAUUUCAAACGAGCUAAAUGUGAAUUGGUUUGGUAAUAAGAUCGCUUAUAUUGACCGCAGUCGGAUUUAGUGUAAAACAAAAUGUUUAGGUACUUUUCUUCGAAGUCCGUUUAAGUUGAAGGGAAUUCAACGGAGAAAAUAUCUUUUUGGACAAAAUCAUUCACGUACAUACCCAUAGUUAUUUAGUAAAUGUAUAAUUUUAUAGAAGGCCGAAAAGAGAUUACAUGAAAAAGUGAUCCAAUGUCUCAUAUAUUGAAAGACGUUUGCGUAAUGAUUGAGAGGUUAGAGGGAAUAAAAUCUCGGACCUCUCUUUGUUUUUACUCAAUGACAAAAUGAGUAACUUUAAUUAUCUGCUUAAGUUAUUUGUAUAUUAUCUGAAACCGAACUAAUGUUUGCUGAAAACAGCGUACAGCUGCUAUUAUAGACUGGGUCUAUACUGUUAUUAUUAUUAGAUCUCUCAGAUGUUCUUUGGUAAAGUUUAACAUUACAUUAGAAUCUUCAAUAUAUAUUACGUCUUAAUCGACAUGAGUUAAUUUGUA
Messenger RNA from Schistosoma haematobium, 5340 nucleotides. Its product is annotated as Syntaxin-16. Gene Ontology annotation, cellular component: SNARE complex; membrane; endomembrane system. The record is from RefSeq and is a predicted model, not a curated record. Gene Ontology annotation, molecular function: SNARE binding; SNAP receptor activity. Gene Ontology annotation, biological process: vesicle fusion; intracellular protein transport; vesicle-mediated transport. The transcript has 7 exons. Lineage: Eukaryota; Metazoa; Platyhelminthes; Trematoda; Strigeidida; Schistosomatidae. Bases 93 to 914 code for a protein of 273 amino acids.